Molecule: messenger RNA, 2527 nt
Organism: Paramuricea clavata
Lineage: Eukaryota; Metazoa; Cnidaria; Anthozoa; Malacalcyonacea; Plexauridae
Source: the annotation of a GenBank genome assembly
AGCGAAACGUACGCAAGAUGAAGGCGCCCAAACUUGUGCACAUAAGUUCUAUUCUGUUCUCUCUCAUAUGUAUAGUCCAAGGCGUAUUCCUUUGCAUCUAUCCAACCAAAUAUCUUGACAGAAGUUGGGUAUUCAUAUUUCUAUUAUUCUUUAUUGGCGCAUCGAUCAUGGCAUUCUAUCUCCGCUUUCAGAAAUGCCUAUGUCGCCGUUUUCAAUGGCUUCGUGAUAACAUUCCAGAAUGGGCUAAAUGGGAUAUCAAAAGUUCGCUGUGGUGUGUUUGGCUUGUGUAUAGUAUCGGAUUGGUGGUAACCAUUGCUGUAAUAUUUGGCGGCGUAAUCGAUGGAAACCACGCGGAAACAUGUCGAGAUAAAAACGACAAUUUCUCGGGAACCUUUAAGAAUGUGAAAAUGUGUCGGACGAAAGACAAUGAAAUAUUUUUCAAGGAAGGAACGAUCUGUGGAAAUUUAACCAACGACUACGCGACAUUUUGUUGGAAGGCGAAAAGCGAAGUGAUCCGUCUACUUAAAAAGGAUGAGUUCUUCGGACCGAGCGUGCUGAAGAUCACUUUGUGUGCGACCCCGGUAUUGAUGCUACUGCUCUUGAAGUCUGCCAGAGCGCCAAAACGCGACGACAGAAGAUACCAAAAUGGAACAGGUAUAUGUUAAAAUCUGUUAUAAAAUCUGAUCAUAGGUCUGAUGAGACAACUUUUCUUCAAACACUCAUUAAUAAUUCAUAAACUUAUUGGCAAAUCAUGUCAACCAUAAUAUGUCACGUGCAGUGGCUUUAAACCUGAUAAAACACUCCUAAUUAGUAUUCUUUAUAUAAAGAAUACUAAUAAGGCAGUAUCUAUUGUAGUCGUGUCCUCAUUAGUAUUUUUUAUAUAAAGAAUACUAAUAAGGCAGUAAAUCUAUUGAAUUUGUAGUCGUGUUUGAAGCCGUUUAAUAAACUCGCAGGUCGUGUUUUAUUUAUAAAUGCAAAAAAGAUCUGGACUCAAUAACAAUUAAGAAUAUACCCGGAUAAAAAACCAUUUCAAUAAUGAAUGAUGUUGAUAUAAUUGUCCUGUACUUUUUAUCUUUCAGUGAGAAAGUUUCGGACGAAGAAGGGAGACACUUAGACCAAAUCAUCUAAUUUCAAUUUUAAAUAAUCUACUUAUAGAUCAGACAGAAGAACCGGAGGACGCGGUCGAAGACGAGGACUUAAAAGAUUUGUAUUUUAGAGCAACCGUAAACCUUUUUGACGGCAUGGAAAUGCUCGAAGAACUUCUGGAACAUGGAAUUCAUGGAGCUGACGUUCCACAAGGCUUAGAAAAAAUCGUAUUGAACUCCGUUGGCUUUUUCUACUUUUUUUCAUUCUUUGAGCUUCUGCAUUUAGCAUUUCGAGUGAAGGAAGAGAAUGUGGAAGAAACAACAACAUACAGCCAAAGUGACGAUGAAAGCAGAAGGAAACAAUGGAAAAAAUGGAAACAAUGGAAAAAAUGGAAACAAUGGAAAAAAUGGACUCAAGGAGCAAACAGUUUUUCUCAAAUUGUCUUGAAUGGCUCAUUUUUUGGUCUACGUUUAAGAAUGUGGCGCGAGUACAAGCGUGACGCGGCAAUUUUUCUCGCGAAAAAUUUGAUCUGGAUCGUUAUGAAUGUGAUGCCAUAUUUGUUUGCUUUUGGUUGCGUUGAUGAUGAGAGUGAUGAUGGAUUUGAUAGUGGUUUUGAUGGUAACCCUGGUGACCUUCCUGGUGAUAAUGGUGACUUUGAUGGUAACCUUGACCGUCUUGAUGGUGAUCUCGAUGGUAGCCCUGGUGAUCUUGUUGGUAGCCCUGGUGAUCUUGAUGGUAGCCUUGGUGAUCUUGAUGGUAGCCUUGGUAAUCUUGUUGGUGAUAAUGGUGACCAUGCUGCUGAUAAUGGUGACCUUGAUGGUGGCCUUGGUGGUGUUGAUGGUGACCUUAUUGGUGAGUGGUGACCUUGUUGGCGAGUGGUGACCUUGGUGGUGUUGAUGGUGACCUUGAUGGUAACGAUGAUCUUGAUAGUGAUAAUGGUGACAUUGCUGGUGAUAAUGGUGGCUUUGCUGGUGAUAAUGGUGACAUUGCUGGUGAUAAUGGUGACAUUGCUGGUGAUAAUGGUGGCUUUGCUGGUGGUAACGACGAUGAAUCAAGACACAAAGAGUAAAGUUUUUUUCAUAUUCUAUAGUUUGCAUGUUAUAUUUGAAGUUUAUUAAACCUUUUCAAACCUUCUUUUCAAACAAAUAAUAUAAACAAGAGCCUCAUAGAUUGUACUCGAAAGACGCUCGUCAAAAUAGUAGAAGAAAGACAGCAUCAAUGCAGAUUUUGUAACAGAAACAUUUUUUUCUGAAUCUAGUUUGUUCUCGUGUAUCAAUAGCAAAUUGCCUCGUGAUGAUAGAUAUAGCUAGAUUUGACUUGUUUUGCUUCAGCUUGAUACCAGUGACGUAAAAAGGACAGCAUUUAGUAUUUAUAGUAUAUAUAAAACACUCCAGCGCAACUUAAAUAAAGUUUAGAAACAUUUAAACUUUUCAAUUCCUCC